Messenger RNA from Morchella sextelata, 1047 nucleotides. RefSeq lists its product as uncharacterized. The record is from RefSeq and is a predicted model, not a curated record. The transcript has 14 exons. Bases 1 to 1047 code for a protein of 348 amino acids. Lineage: Eukaryota; Fungi; Ascomycota; Pezizomycetes; Pezizales; Morchellaceae.
AUGAGCUGUAUGGCACUUGCACUCGGAGAAUCUAUCUUUCUCUCCGGGGGCAUUACAACCGCCAUAAGACUGGACAUCGACGGGAGACCCGGUUGUCUCACACUUAUUAAAGGCAAUCGAUAUCUCAUCUCGAGGUAUCUGGGCGCCGCAGGUACGCUGCCCUGUUCCAUUCUUGGGGCAGUCCUUGAGCACAGCUCUAGAAGGACUAUAAGGAGCCAUCCGGGUGGGCUAGCUCCCACGAUCCUGUAUAGUCCGUUGAGCAGCAGUGCUGCCGGUGAGAGGAAGGACAAUGAGAAGGAUAAUCCGCCCCCGCCCCAAGCUCCGUGCGUAAACUUCUUUAUGCAUAGGACAAUUCGGGUGAAGAUGAUUAAACAUCUCGGGGGUUUUUGUCCGCUCCAGGCUUGGUUUCCUGUGAAAAGAGCUCCGAUAUCGAAGAAAAGAUUUAUCUCUGCCGUUGAGCUCGGAUUCGGAGGGAGACCUGAAGUUGUCUUCUCGCUCUUCCUACUUCCGUGCCUGGAGGUUAGAGAUUAUCAUUCAGUUCGAGCUCGUACAGCCACCUCCGGGACCUCUGGAAAAGGCAUAUCGGCUGACCUUGCGUCGCCUCGAGCUCAUCCGAGUGAGCUAUCAGCAUCGCCGCACAUAUCGCCGAAGAUAUCGGAGUCAUCCCCAAAGACGACGGUCUCCGGCUUUAUGGGCAAAUUCAAAGAUCUUAUGUCCGGCCUUCUGGUCUUUAUCUUUCCAUUUAGGGCUAUGACACAAAUUGUACCCCCAUAUUGUCUCCUGUGCAAUUUCUUUGGCCAGAUUAAUGGAAAACGAGGUACGAAAUAUGACCACUGCUACAACACCGCUGCUGCUUCAUGCAUUGCUUGUACUUUUUACACCGUACAGACUUCGCUCUUUUUAUAUCCGGACCUGCACAAUUCAAAGCAAGCGUCGACACCGUCCGGGCGGGUGAGCACCCCCGGAAUUAAUUUGGUGGAGGAGGAUCGAGUUGAGCGGGUAUUCGUAUUAAUUACGGACAUUCUAUGUAUCCUUGGCCGCUCCUAG